GUCUUGCGCCACCAGCCCCAGAGCCAGCGCACCCCGCGGCACCACGGCAGUCAGUGUUUGGCCAGCACCUCGUCUUGUUCGCCAUGCCGGACAACAAGACGGUGAACGUGUCCAAGGGCGUGGCGCGCGGCCACAUCCUGUGCUGCUGUGCCGUCGUGUUCGUCUGCUUCAUGCUGACCUGCCUGAACCUCUACAUGAUGUCCAGCACACGCUCCGUACUCCGGCACCUGGACGCGCGACUCGAAGGCCACCCCCGCAACCUCCAGCGGCAGCAGCAGCAGCAGCUGCCCGACGAGGCGGCCGCGGCCACCGCCGCCGCCCUGCUGCAGCGCGGACUGGAGCAGCAGCUGGAGCAGCAGCUGGAGCAGCAGCUGGGGCAGCAGCUAGGGCUGCAGCUGCAGCCGCAGACAGAAGACGACUUCAUCCUCCUGGCGCCCGGUGACCUAGACAACGCGUGGACGACGCAGACGGGACGCCUACUCGUGCCCAGGGGCCAGCCCGACCAGGAUGACGACGGCUGGAAGCAGAUGCAGGUGCAGCUCGCGGAGCAGACGAGCGCGCAGCAGCGCCACAUCGAGAGCCUCCACGACAAGCUGGCGGACCACAUGCGCGCGCGCGAGGAGCUGCAGCGCGACCAGCAGAACAUGAUGCGCGAGCAGCACGAGAUGUCCCGCGACCACCUGCGCGAGCUCGCCAAGCAGGACCGCAAGCUCCUCAAGGAGAAGCAGCGCGUCAUCAAGCAGGACGCCAAGCACCAGGACGAGCUGCGUCGUGUAAAGUCGCAAGUGGAGGAGCUCAAGAAGGUGGUGGAAGCUGUCAAGACCCUGGACCCCGCGCAGCAGCAAGGCGCUCAGACUCUCCUGACUGACGCGGCCGCCCCCAAGCUGGACGUCGCCCUUGUGGCGCAGAACGAGCGUGCGGAGGAGCCCGCCCAGCCCACGGCCCAGCCGACGACGGAGGCCGCCGCGGCCACCCCCGAGGACGACGCGAGCAAGCCCCACCCGCUGGACCACAUCUUCAGCGCCGUGUUCGACCCGAACUCCUUCUUCUUCCCCAGCUACCCGGUGGGCGCGACCAAGGCCGAGGCCGACCGCACCCCGCGUACCCGCCGCGACCUCAAGCGCCUCCAGGAGCGAUACGAGCGGCGGCGGGAGCGGCUCGUGUCCCGGCUGGGCAACCGCCGCCGCCGCCACAACUCCGAGAGCGGGCCACUGAUGAGGAUCGACGACGGGCAGCUUGUGCCGCUGUCCAAGACCCCCGUCGUCGCCGGGGAAGCCGAGAGCAGCGGCGCGCGGCUGAGGCGUUUGGCGAGGCACGGCUAGGUUCACACCGCAAGUAUUAGGAGUGAUAAAGCCAAGACGCCAAAAGCACCCGUCGGCAAAGAAAACAACUCCUGACCAUUGACUGACGGACGUGUUGGGGAGGGAAACGAGACUAAAACAUCACGGACGGACUUUAACUGAAGUAGCGUAGCUACAGACAAUCAUUUAAAUUUAACAACAACUGUGACUUAAUAUAGACCAACCGUGGACGACGCAACUUGUUGAAAACAGCACUGUUAAAACCUGAAUUUCAGAGACUGCAGAGACGAAUCGACCAUUCUUAGACUAACGUAUGGAAAGACAGACUGAAUAACUGACAGACGGGCGGACCUCUUAUCUUACUGACCGACUAGUUUACCGACCGAAUACUUGACCGACUGAGUACUUGACUGAGUACGUGACUGAGUACUCUUGACUGACUACAUGACGCUUGACGGACUACUUGGCUGACUGGCGCCUUGACUAACAAACUGACUGACUACUUGACUGACUGACUAUUUGACUGACUGACUACUUGACUGACUGACUAAUUCACUGACGGACUACUUGACUGACUGACUACUUGACUGUUUGACUGACUGACUGACUGACUGACUGACUGACUGACUGACUGAUUGACUGACUGACUGACUGACUGAUGGCUGAACGUCUGGCUGAACAACAUUGGGACCGAGUACGUGUGUUUAUACUUAACUAAAACGUAGACGACUAUUUAUAAAAUAAAAAUUUUCUGUUGCUUUUAGGGCUACAAUAAAAACCUUACCUAUAAAAA
Molecule: messenger RNA, 2094 nt
Organism: Frankliniella occidentalis (western flower thrips)
Lineage: Eukaryota; Metazoa; Arthropoda; Insecta; Thysanoptera; Thripidae
Product: myosin heavy chain, muscle-like
Exons: 3
Coding region: 84-1322 (412 amino acids)
Source: RefSeq, a predicted model, not a curated record